AUGGCCGGAUCGACAAAGAAGAGAACAAACGACGGCCGUCUGGCGCCCCCUUCCAAGAAGCAAAAGAGGCAAGAGAAGAAGCAAGUCGAGGCGGCUUCCGAUAACGAGGAGAGCUUCGACGCGGUCAACCUGCUCGACUCCGACGACGAUGACAUCCUCAAUGCGACUGUUGACGAUGGCGCUCACACAGACGACAACGACUCAAUGAGCUCUGGCGACGAGCGCCCGGCUCCCAAGAAGAAGUCGACAAAAUCCUCCAAGACGACAAAGUCGAAAAAGAGCAGAGAUGCACCCCUCGAUACCGACGAAUUCGAGUCUGGGUCAGAAGAGGAAGACUCAGAUGGCGCACCGCGCAAGAAAAACAAGCGAGAUGAUCCCUCCGCGUUCGCGACAUCCGUUUCGAAGAUUCUGUCCACAAAGUUGUCUAACUCGAAACGCGCGGAUCCCGUCCUCGCCCGCAGCGCUGAGGCACACGAAUCAGCCAGGGCUGCCGUUGACACUGCACUCGAGAGCAAGGCUAGGAAGCAGAUGAGAGCCCAGAAGAAGGAGGCUCAGGAGAAGGGACGCGUGCGCAACGUCUUGGUCGCGGGCGAGGACGAGGGCACGUCAACGGGGGAGAUGAUCGAAGGCGAGAGGAGGCUGCGCAAGGUGGCGCAAAGGGGUGUGGUCAAGCUAUUCAACGCUGUGCGCGCAGCACAGGUCAAGGCGGUCGAGGCGGAGAAGAAGGCGCGCAAGGAUGGUGUCGUGGGUGUAGUGCGGAGGGAGGAGAAGAUCAACGAGAUGAGCAAAAAGGGUUUCUUGGACCUCAUUGCGUCUGGCGGUGGAGGACUCAAGAAGGGUGCGCUCGAGGAGGCUUAA
Molecule: messenger RNA, 858 nt
Organism: Colletotrichum karsti
Lineage: Eukaryota; Fungi; Ascomycota; Sordariomycetes; Glomerellales; Glomerellaceae
Exons: 1
Coding region: 1-858 (285 amino acids)
Biological process (GO): maturation of LSU-rRNA; maturation of 5.8S rRNA
Cellular component (GO): preribosome, large subunit precursor
Source: RefSeq, a predicted model, not a curated record